CGACCACCAUCUCCUCGUCUAUCUGCUCAGUCGAACAAUAUCUGCUUUAUACGUCCACCUGAGAUCUUCGAGCGCCCUCAUACCAUGGCUCCGGUUCCCAUCCCAGCCGCGUCGGUGUGCUUCCGAUGUCAAAAUCCAGGCAGUUCGCCCGAGAGAUUCAUGCUGCAGUGCUGCGAGUGCAAGAGGACGUGGCAUCACACCUGCCAUGCCCCUCCCGUACCCGAAAAGGACCUCAUCGAAGGAAUUCGAGCCUUCAACGACAACCACGUCGAAAACAUCUUUACGAUGUGGACGUGCAAGAGGUGUGGGAAGAAACCCAAAGCAAGUGGAUCGCGCGCCACGUCGAGUGCAGUGGAUGAGCGCCGGGUCACUGCAAACGCGCCUGCGAGACCGCCCGCGGGAGCGCCGAUAGUAGCACCGCGGAAGAAUGCAACGAGCGUACCGCCGGUGGUCGCGCCGAAGUCCAAACACUCUGAGUCGGGAGCACCUCCACCGCCGGAUUGGGAUGCUUUGCGGAAGCCUGCGGCAGGUGCUCAGGCAGGCGCGCUACGAGCCCCUUCUACACAAAGACAAUCUGGUCAUUCUGCGCUUUCAGUAUCGAUUUCGACACCACAACCUCCCAGGGGAAGAACUAGUCAGGAUAACCCCUACGCCGGGCGUCUUGCCGAUACUCUCGAAGACACAACUUGCAAGAAGUCCUCUUUGUCAAAGCGGAGUGCGAAGGCGCCUGUCCCCGCUACUUUUGCAACCGCAUCUACUCUCGCACCCACAAUCAAUCUCGCACCCCCCAUUGCGUCGUCCGGCCCAUCGACCACAUCCUGGCGUCCAAAUGCACCACUUCUGCAGUCGACCGCCUCCUUCGCGUCUAGUGCAUCUCUAGCGUCGGCCGCAUCUUCCCGUGCAACGUCUUUGUCCUCCAUCGCCAACACCAGACCCCGUUCCGCCGAUGGGACUGUUAUCGACCUGGGUGACAGGCUGGAGGAGAUGAAUGUGGACACCCCAGAUGCCGGAUAUACCCCGCAUUCAGCGUCCCCUGUUCCUCCUGCAGCGCACACAGGUGUUGGGCUAGACGAUAUAACUGCCUUUCUUCUGGCUCGAUCGACACCUCCUCUUCGGGAGCUUCGGGCGGCCAAACCGCCCGUCCCAGGCGUGUCGCUUCCGUACGAGUGGCUGAGGCAAAAGGAACUGGAGGCUGAAGCAAAGCGUCCGGGUCCUCAGGCGGUAGCACAUCAGAGGCGCUCGCGAAAGGCAGUUGCCACAAAAAGACGUGGGUCGCAGCCAGGAAUAUUGCUCGUUGGGGGUGCGGUGGUGAGCGUAUAGGGAACGCGAUAUGAAGUGCACAGUCUUGUUGUAUGGACACUUCUUCACGAUAGGACUUUGCGGAAGGGUUAGGACGACAAAGGAUUAUUCCACGUACUUGGGAUUCACAACUGUUGUUGAUCGGGAGUCGCGCCCGAGCG
Molecule: messenger RNA, 1460 nt
Organism: Schizophyllum commune H4-8
Lineage: Eukaryota; Fungi; Basidiomycota; Agaricomycetes; Agaricales; Schizophyllaceae
Exons: 2
Coding region: 85-1320 (411 amino acids)
Source: RefSeq, a predicted model, not a curated record